AUGCCGGUGCCAGUCGGUACUUUGGGAAAAUUCCCGAGGCUAGGAUUCCUCGAGAACAUGGAGAUGGUCCGAUUGGCGAGCAAUGGCGAUUCCGAUGAUACUCACCAGUUCAUGAGCCGCCAACCAGCUUGGCAACCAGGAGCACAGCUACCUUGGGCGGAAACCGAUAAUAUUGCGAAACACAAGACUGCGGUUUACUUUACGACGAGAGCAUAUGGAGGACAUGUCUACAUUCAGGCGCCACUCGCCGCCACUAAAGUUGUAGAGAGCGAAGACGAAAUUGCCAAAGAGGAACGAAAUAAGGGCAAAUUCGGUAUCCACACAAUACAAGGCGUGUUUACGAAUGUGGGACAUGUAGACCGGCCUUUCAUCUACCAGGUUUCGAAACUUGCCGCUGGCCGUAGCUUUCAAACCCAUCUCAUCAUUGCUCGCCAGCCAAAACAGCCUUCUUCCAAUCCCUUGGGUCCUUUCCCAGAGUCAGACUCGGAAUUGCCCCUGGGCCCUAUAUGCUUCAGCUGCCAUGUCACAUUCAAGCGGCCUGUGCCGAGCUUUGCCGACUUGCAAUUGUCAUCGGCACAAGAACGCUUCGCCAGCAUCCUCGCCCAGAGAAAACCCGACGAAUGGCCAACAAGCCCGCAGCUUGACAUUGAUAUACUCAACGACGCAUUUCCAAAUGCCGGCCAUGGCGGGUUUCCCAUCGUCGACAUGUACAAAGUUGACAUGAAAGCGUACAACGCCGACAAACCAAUCCCCGAACGUCGUGAACUACUAUUAUACAAACUCCACAACCCGAUUCCCGCAGAAGACACCAACUCCCACAUCCUCGUUCACGCAUUCGAAGCAGACAGAAACGGACUCCUGACGAUAAGCAACCACUUGGGAUGGGGCUACAAUCUGGGCGUCGCCGCGAGUCUAACCUACACAUUCACCGUGCACGUCAACUCCGAGGAGGCCGUAAUAAGAGACGGGUGGUGGAUCCAAGAAGUAUGCUGGCCGCGAGUCGGCGCCGGGAGAGCAACACUGGAGAGCAGAAUCUGGAGCCCGGAGGGGAAACACGUCGCCAGCGGGUAUCAAGAUGGAAUUGCUGGACCGGAUCAGAAGCGCGGAGCCGAGAAGUUGUAG
This is a messenger RNA of Trichoderma aggressivum f. europaeum, 1122 nucleotides long. RefSeq lists its product as uncharacterized. Lineage: Eukaryota; Fungi; Ascomycota; Sordariomycetes; Hypocreales; Hypocreaceae. Gene Ontology annotation, biological process: fatty acid catabolic process; acyl-CoA metabolic process. The record is from RefSeq and is a predicted model, not a curated record. Gene Ontology annotation, molecular function: fatty acyl-CoA hydrolase activity. The coding region runs from base 1 to 1122 and encodes 373 amino acids. The transcript is spliced from 2 exons. Gene Ontology annotation, cellular component: peroxisomal matrix.